Messenger RNA from Solea senegalensis (Senegalese sole), 4071 nucleotides. RefSeq names its product potassium voltage-gated channel subfamily H member 8-like. The coding region runs from base 1583 to 3949 and encodes 788 amino acids. Gene Ontology annotation, molecular function: voltage-gated potassium channel activity. The transcript has 13 exons. Gene Ontology annotation, biological process: potassium ion transmembrane transport; regulation of membrane potential. The record is from RefSeq and is a predicted model, not a curated record. Lineage: Eukaryota; Metazoa; Chordata; Actinopteri; Pleuronectiformes; Soleidae. Gene Ontology annotation, cellular component: membrane.
UAAUAAUAAAAAAAAAAUUUUUGUAAUAUAAUUGUGCCUGACUGUUAAAGAGGCUAUUUUACAUACAUUUGAUAUAAUAAUCUGUCUGACAAAGGAUGUAACAACUGAACUGAAAUGGACAGUUGCCACUUCUUAUUUUGUAGUUUCAUCAUAUGCAUGUCAUAUCCUGUUGAUGGCACUAUUUCCCCUAAUAAUACCACUCUAACAAACCUGCACUACAUUGUACAGGAUCAGGACCUCAGUCUCAGUCACCUGACAGUGUGGUAAGACUUCUCUCCUCCACGUUAUAGUUUCUUCCAGACGUUUUUUAUCUUGUGCAGCAGCUUCUCCUACGUCUUUGUUCAGUCACUGCAGUUCAUUCAGCCGGUGACAAAUGUCGGCUCAGCUUUAAUCUGCAGGCGGCUUUUUGCUUUGCUCUUACUGUACCUAUACCGAGCCUGAAAUGCUGUUACACAAGCUUGAAUUCCCCUCAAAAACCCACUUAAAUGAUCCCUUACUUUGUGAAUGACUGUGGAUGGAGUGCACGCUCAUAGUUGUGUAUAUAUUACAAAUGCAUUACUGUGUGAUAUUCUUCCCUUUUAAUUAAAAAGAAAUUAAUUCAAUCGGUUGCCAGAAGUAACCAUACUAAUCAAUAUACUUAUUUUUUGUGACAUAUGUUUAUUUAUGUCUAUAUUGGGUAAGUCAAAUAUACUGUAAAGUAAGAAUGCUUUCACAAAUAUAAAUCCCAAUUGUUUAUUUUAGUUUUUGAAUAAGAAUGAGUAAAAUACUAGUAAUGAGAAAAGGAAGAAGCACUUUUUUACAAAGAAGUUAUGGGAUGUAAAUCAAUAGAUGGAAUUUAGCUUUAUGGCUUUCCUAGCAGCCACACUCAGUAUCCCAAAUGCAUGUUUUAUUUUCGGUGAUGAAUGCAGUCCAAAAAUGAGAGUGAAUCCUAUUUUAAUGCAAUAUUUGUCCCAAAUAUCUUACAACAAAAAACAAGUGAUAAUGUAUAUAACGUUACGUAAUAAUAUAAAAUAUUCAAACAUUUCAACAUGGAUUUUGCAGAAACAUGACAGACACUGCUGGAAACAUAUGAAUUCAUUGGCAACACCCAAAAUAAAGACACUUUCCCUCUUUGAAGGGGGAAUUCAUUGAUUCAGUCAUUCAUUCAUCAGGGUAUCAAAGGCUGAGCGGUGAGGAGAGAGAGGGAGAAUAUCAAAGAGAUGGACUGGCAAAGUGAAAAAAGGGAUAGAGAGAAUAAAUGUUUGAAUAGAGGGAGAGAAAGAGAAGGAGGAGGGGGAGAGAGGUCGCGCUGCAUCCGUGCGUAAAUGUGAGCAUCCUCUCACUGUUCCUCUCUCCUCCAUAACCUCCUCCAGCCUGAAGUGGCUGCUCUCUCCUCCUCUUCUCCCCGCAGAUCACCUGCUCGGUGGUCGGCACUCACUCACGGACCCUGGAGUCCCAGCGGGGGUCUCGGCUCGGCGCCCUCCUCCAGGGUUUAGGAGGAGCGCCGGGAAUCUCGCCCAGGUUCCUGCCGGGCUUCGUGUCCACCGCCGGGGAGAGCCAUGGCUCCGAGCGCCGGGAGAGACGCGGCUCGACGCGCUCUCGGAUGCCGGUGAUGCGCGGACUGAUUGCGCCACAAAACACCUUCCUGGACACCAUCGCCACUCGUUUCGACGGGACCCACAGUAACUUCGUCCUGGGGAACGCUCAGGUCCAGUCCAUCUACCCCAUCGUCUACUGCUCCGACGGCUUCUGCGAGCUGAGCGGCUUCGCCCGCGGCGAGCUGAUGCAGAAGAGCUGCACGUGUCACUUCCUGUACGGCAGCGAGACCAGCGACCGCCUCACCUCGCAGAUGCAGAAAGCCCUGGAUGAGCGGCGAGAGUUCAAGACUGAGAUCGUCCUGUACAAGAAGAGCGGCUCCAAGUUCUGGUGUCUCUUGGACAUUGUGCCCAUUAAGAAUGAGAAGAGCGAGGUGGUUCUGUUCCUGGUCUCACAUAAGGACAUCACUGAAAACAAAGACCUGGACCCCGGCAAUGAAUCAGACACUGAUGAGGAGAAGAGCUUGGAGAUCCGCCAGAUCAGCUGCCCGUCGGGCUUCAACGUGGAGCGCCGCCGCAGCCGCGCUGUCCUCUACCAGCUGUCUGGACACCUACAGAAGCAGGACAAGACCAAGAGCAAGCUCAAGAUCAACAACAGUGUCCUCGGAGCCAAUGCCAACCCGGUCCCCGAGUACAAGGUGGCAGACAUCCAGAAGUCCCGUCUCAUCCUCCUCCACUACGGUGCGUUCAAGGCCUGCUGGGAUUGGCUGAUCUUGCUGGCCACCUUCUACGUAGCCGUGACUGUUCCCUACAAUGUCUGCUUCACCACCGUGGAAGUACGAGAGGAGGGCAGCUCUGUGGCACGGAACCCACCAAGUGUCAGCGAUAUCCUGGUGGAGAUCCUUUUCAUCAUCGACAUCGUGCUGAACUUCCGCACCACCUACGUGAGCACGUCGGGUCAGGUGGUGUACGACGCCCGCUCCAUCUGCGUCCACUACGUCACAUCCUGGCUGUUUGUGGAUCUGAUUGCCGCCCUGCCCUUUGACCUGCUCUACGCCUUCAAUAUCAGUGUGAACUUUGGGGUUCACCUGCUGAAGACGGUGCGGCUCCUGCGGCUCCUGAGGCUCCUGCAGAAGCUGGACCGCUACUCUCAGUACAGCGCCGUGGUCCUCACGCUGCUCAUGUCCACCUUCGCCCUGUUGGCUCACUGGAUGGCUUGUGUCUGGUACUUCAUCGGGCGCAAUGAGAUUGAAAGUAACAGCUCCAACUCCUGGGAUAUAGGCUGGCUCCAUGAACUUGCCAAACGCCUGGGAACGCCAUACUUUCUGGCACCACUCACCUCCCUGUUUGGAGUUCCCGAUUCACCUCCGGAAACUGUGAUGGCGACACUCGCCAAUCACAGCCAGUGGAAUGGCUCGGGUUCGGAGCUGCUGAAAGGCGCGGGUUUGCUGGACUCGGGCCUGUGGAACGGCAGCAGGACCAGGGUGAGGACGCUGAACGGCUCAGGGAUGACUCUCGGUGGCGGUCCAUCUGUCAGGAGCUCCUACGUGACAUCACUGUACUUUGCGCUGAGCAGUCUGACCAGCGUGGGCUUCGGCAACGUUUCAGCGAACACUGACGCGGAGAAGAUCUUCUCCAUCUGCACCAUGUUGAUCGGAGCACUAAUGCAUGCCGUUGUGUUCGGUAACGUCACCGCCAUCAUCCAGCGGAUGUACUCACGCCGCUCCCUCUACCACACCCGCACCAAGGACCUGAAGGACUUCAUCCGGGUUCACCGGCUGCCCAAGGCUCUUGAGCAACGCAUGAUGGAGUGUUUCCAGACCACCUGGUCCGUCAACAAUGGCAUUGACGUCAGCGAGCUGCUGAAAGACUUCCCAGACGAGCUGAGGGCCGACAUCGCCAUGCACCUGAACAAGGAGCUGCUGCAGCUGCCGCUUUUUGAGUCCGCCAGCAGGGGGUGCCUGCGCUCCCUCUCGCUCAUCAUCAAGACCUCCUUCUGCGCUCCCGGGGAGUUCCUCAUCCGGCAGGGAGACGCCCUCCACGCCAUCUACUUUGUGUGCUCCGGCUCCAUGGAAGUACUAAAAGACAACACUGUGCUGGCCAUUCUAGGCCGGGGUGACCUGAUUGGCUCUGACUGUUUGACACAAGAGGAAGUGAUAAAGACCAAUGCCUGUGUGAAGGCCUUGACCUACUGUGACCUCCAGUACAUCAGCCUUAAAGGUCUGCGCGAGGUGCUGUGUCUCUACCCAGACUACGCUCAGAAGUUCAUCUCCGAGAUCCAGCAUGACCUGACAUACAACCUGCGGGAGGGACACGCCACUGAGGUUGAUUCCUGUCUCUUUGAGGGUGUUUCCUUUCUCUUUGAGGUUGUUUCCUGUCUCCUCGAGGUUGUUUCCUGUGGUAACUUGUUUGCACAAAUCUCAUCUGUGCAUUGAUCUCCUCCACCCAGCAUUUUACACAGUGACGGAGUGAUGGCUCUGCACUUGCAAAGGAUUAGCCAUCUGGACUGGGAGUGAGGAGGAAGUGCAAAUGUCUUCUGCUUGAGAUGCGGCCAACA